Prorocentrum cordatum is the source of this 3213-nucleotide messenger RNA. The record is from the annotation of a GenBank genome assembly. Lineage: Eukaryota; Dinophyceae; Prorocentrales; Prorocentraceae.
AUGGCGAGUGGGACGUCUUCUGGUGGUGCAGCGGCCAGCGCCGCAGGUAGACUACGCCUCGACGUUCCCACUUGGGAUGGAAAGCCCGACAAACUCCUCUCGUACCGUUUCGACGUCGGGCUCUUCACGGUGAGCUACAAGCUCCCAGACAGGUACGUGGUGGGGCCCCAGCUGGUGCGUGCGCUGGGGGCCAGGACGCGCCGACUGGCGCAGGCAUGCCCUGACAUCGACAAGAUCGACGAGGUCUCAGACGGCGGCAAGCUCGACGGCUGGCAGCGCGUCUUUGAGUUUCUCCUCUCAAAGCUGGACCUGUCAAAUGUGAACGAGAUGGGGAACUCAGCUGAGAAGUUCUUCAACAAGCUGCAGCGCGAGAUCGGGGAGGGCUUCCCCGACUGGACGGCGCGCUGGGAGGCCCAUGAGCGAGACCUACUGGCGCAGCUGAAAGCGGUGGACGACGCCGUGACGGAGGUCAUCGCAGGACCUCUGCGGACGUGGUGGUACUUGCGGCGAUCGCGGCUGUCACCAGUCGCGCGCGGUGAGAUCACUGCGAUGGCGGGGGGCGACUAUGACUUCGACAAGACCUACAAAGCGCUGUGCACGAGAUACCCGCUGGAGGCACUGAAGGAGCUCGACGGGGUCCAUGAGAAGAAGGACAGGCGCUCAGGCUUCUACGGCGAGGCCGACGACAACGACGCUGAUCACAACGACGGGGACCGGUCCGAGCUCGCGGACAUAAUUGAUCAGUUGGUGACUUUGGCCGACGAGGACGAUGCUUUGGUGCUGGACGACCGGGAGGACACCGUCGAAGACGAGGAUGGCAUCUACGCGGAGUUCAAGCAGAUGGGAAGGAACUUCAAGGAUGCCCGGGACCUCAUCAGGCGCCUGAAGGUGGCGCGGGACAACUACCCUGUUCUGGCACCCCGCCCUCCUGACGGACCUCCCCGUUCUCGAGCUGCUCGGGACCCGCCUCGCAAGACACGUGCUGACGUUGAGAAGGAAUCGGUGCGUGACAUGCGCAGGAUGAGGUGCCUGGCCUGCCGCAACCUCGGGCACCAGGCGAAGGACUGCCCGGAGAGGAACAAGGCGCGAGGCAGGCCCCAGCCCAACGAGACCACCUCGUUCGCGCUCCUCGAGCUUGGAGAGCUGGUCCUCCUACUGGACGACGAGGGGGGCAUCUGGGCGAUCCUGGACUGCGGCGCUACUCCGAGCCUGAUCGGGGUCACGAUGGCGGAGAACCUGGCUUACGAAAUGAAGGAGAAGCACGACCUCAACUUCGACUCGGCGGAGCUGACGCGGUAUUUCACCUUCGGCGACGGCAAGCGCAAGAGCUCAAUGGGGACCAUGACGGGCGACAUCUUUCUCGGAGACGGGCUGGAGAAUAUCGAGCUCUCUAUCAUGGACAAUGAGGUGCCCCUGCUGAUCGGGAUGGACAUUCUCGGACCUGACCACGCCAGCGCCCUGAUCGACUGCGGGAACGGCUACCUGAUGUUACCGAAGCUCUCGAGCAACAUCGUCCAGUGCCGGAAGAUGCCGAGCGGACAUCUGGCGAUCAACGUGACGACUCCCACGUGGUGGCAGCACGUCCCUCGCAACCUUCCGAACAUCACCGAGCGGCACAGUGAGAAGGCCCUGGUGGACGUCAGCGACCUGCCUGAGGCCAAGGUCAGGACCGAGCUGACGGGCUCGGCGGAGUUUCUGUCGGGAGACAGCGACAAAAAGGGGACGCAAGCAGCUCUGAACCACGAGGACCAUGACGUCUUGCAGCAGGCUAUCGACCAGUACGACCUGAUCUACAAGAAGGAGAUCGGGGACGACGUCAACUUUCUAGUCCGUCAGGGGCGGUACGACCUCCUGGAAGUUUGCACGCCGCCUAUUUCUGCUCUGGCCCAGGCGGUGAUCGACCAGGGCGGGCUCGCCUUUCGCGCUGGAGUGCACAACGGUUUCGAUAUGGCGACCAAGACUGAAGUUCGACGCCUGGCUCUUUGGAUCCGUCCACCUCGGCCCCGACGCAUCGUGAUGAGCCCUCCCUGCACUGCAGACUGCCUACUGCAGAACUGGAACCAGAAGACCGCGGAGGACCGCGAGAAGCUGCGCAAGAAGGUGCAGAAGGUCAGGAGUAUGCAGGCUGGAUGCGAGACCCUCCUCUCCAUCGGUUUGCAGUAUCACGGGACAGAGGUCGACCUCGAGCAGCCGCAACGUUCACAGAGCUGGUCACGCUCUGCUUCUCUGCGGCGCAUCAAAGAGCAGACCUACGAGACGCUGGUGUCGGGAUGCGCCUUCGGGCUACGUUGCCCUCGCAGCGGCUUGCUGCUGCCCGAGGUCUGGAAGAUCUGUUCCACGGAUCCCCAGCUACACAAGGCGAUCGGCAAGAGGUGCAGCAACCACCCAGGCCGACAUGACAACCACGAGCACGGCGAGACCAUCGGCAGCAAGGUCGUGGCCUCGACGGCGUUCUACCCAGCUGCUCUAUGUAAGGCCUGGGCGAAGCACAUCCUUCGCGCAGGAGGCGGAGCCGCCGCGGGCUCUCUUGCACUCCUCACCUGCGACAGCACGGAGGACGAGCAGAUCGACGCGAACAUCGCCGGGGACGACGACGUCAAGCCUCAUGACCAGGCCAAGCCCGACGGGCAGAUCUACACGGACAUCGCGGGAGACGACGACGUCGAGCCGGACGACCAGGCCGAGUCCGACGACGAGCUUGACGGAGACGACGGCCAGGAGCUGGCCAAGGACGGAGGCCGUCGGAGCACCAAGGAGGAGCAGGAGAUCGAGCACCGCCUCAGCCGGUUACAUCGCAAUCUCGGACAUCCCAGCGCUCGGACGAUGGUGAAGAUCCUGAAGAACUCAGGUUCCAGCCUCCAGGUGCUGAAGAUGGCGAAGAACUUCAAAUGCCACGCCUGCAACUCUUCCGUGCUGCCGAAGGCCGGUCGGACCGCCGCUGGCAUCGAGGUCUCCGAGGUCUUCGAAGUGAUGGGGAGUGACGGCUUGGAGUGGACAGACCCCAAGGACGACGCGAUCAACCUCUUGACUCUCAACCUUGGCGAGGGGUCCGGUCUCACGCUGGUGACCAAUCAUGGCGACAAGUCCCAGCGUUCCGGCAACGGGUCCGCCGCCGACGUUGUCGAGACCUGGCGCUCCUGGGCCGACCACUACCGUGCCCCACGGCUUAUCCGAUGUGACGCCGAGGGAUGUCACAGUGCGGAGUUGACCUAG